AACAUGGCAGCCUCCACUAUCUAACAACGUGUGUAUGCUGUGAACGAGAAGGUGUUAAACCAUAAACAAUAAGGCGCAUUGACUCCUUCAUCAUCGUAACCGUAUAGAUCCCGGCCUCUCGUCAGCCAUGAAGAACAAGUCCUCUCACCAUAAGGCGCAGAACACGUAUAAGUUUCUCACAUUUUCUGAAAGAUUAGCAAAUGUCAACAUCGACAUCAUCCAUCGCAUUGACAGGACCGAAAGCUUCUCAGAGGAUGUAGAGACGUAUUUUUAUGAAGGUUUACAGAAAUGGAGGGAUCUCAACCUGACAGAAAAUUUUGUUACAUUCUACAGGGAAGUAUCCAGCAAAUGCCAGUCAUUCCACCUGCUUGUUUACCACCAGAAUGCCAUAGUGCAAAGUUUGAAGACACACCUACAAGUGAAGAAUAGCCUGGCCUAUCAGCCUCUGCUCGAUCUGGUUGUACAGCUGGCUCGAGAUCUUCAGGCUGACUUCUACCCCCAUUUCCAAGAUUUCUUUAAAGCAAUUUCUGCCUUGCUUGACACAAAGGAUACUGAACAAAUAGAAUGGGCAUUUACAUCCUUAUCCUUCCUGUACAAAUACCUGUGGAGAAUGAUGGUGAAGGAUAUGCCAGCAAUAUACAGCUUAUACAGUACACUGUUGGCUCAUCAGAAAGAGCACAUCCGAAACUUUGCAGCAGAAAGCUUUGCAUUUUUAAUGAGGAAGGUGUCCGACUUGAAUGGACUAUUGAACUUCAUGUUCUUAGAUCUCAAGGAAAAUCCCCAGAAAGCUGAUGGUUUGGGGCAGCUGCUGUUUGAGAUGUGUAAAGGUGUCAGAAACAUGUUUCAUUCUUGUGCCACAAAGGCAAUGCCACUCAUUCUACAGAAGAUGGGACCAGUAACUGAGAAAGAGCAGUCCCUUCCCUGGAGGUUGGCAGGGGAGGUUUUUAAGCAAUUUGUACAGGCUGCUACAUCGUAUAUCCACAAAGAACAAUUUGAACUACUUUUUACUAAUAUUCAGAAUGCACUCAUGGAAGUGGCGGCAAAAAUUACCGCAGGUGACAGUACAGAAUGUUCUGAUCAAAUAGAGCGGAUAUUGGAAGCAUUAAAACUCUUGGUAGAACAUGGCCGUGGUUCAAAGGUUACCUAUCCAGAGCUUGUAUGCACGACCUUGACGGACGUGCUGCAAGUCCCGCACAUCUCAUUGUCUUGCUGUUCUAAACUUCUUUCCAUCAUUGCUGCUAUACUUCUCAGUGACAACAUCUCUCUGUCAGACUCUGAGAUCAGAGAAGCUGUUGAUAAGAUUCUUGAAAGUGGAAUUUCAAGGGGAUUACUUUUGGAGUUUUCCAAAAAGAUGUUCAAAAUGAGACAGUUCGAACAGCUUUUCCUUCCAAGCCUCCUUCAGUAUAUUGUACAGCUCUUUACUGAGGAUGAUAGCACAACUAGAAGUGACGCUCUCGCCAUUUUGACUAAGCUCAUUUUGGAAAAGGCCCAGCCCCCUGCUGUUGCUUCCCUGGCAUUUGAAAAAUAUCCUCUUGUGUUUAUGGAAAAGAAUAAGUUCGCAAAGGUGAAAAGUGGUGACAGCCUGCGGUCUCCAGUGCUAGACUACGUUUUACCUUUAGUGACCCUGUCUUCGCAUGAGGAUGUCCAUGAACUGUCUUAUUGUUGGUCUGCUCUAGUUGUUCUACCUCAUCUAAGACCAUUGGAGAAGGACAGAAUUACGCCAAUUUUAUCUCAAUUUAUAGAAAAGGUUUUUUCUCUGAUGGAUCAUACACAGUUUGCUCAAGUUCUGUUUGUAGCUUGCCAAGCUGUGAGUACUUUUCUCAGCCUUGAUGACUCUGCUGACAUCCUGCAGGUGCUGCCUAUGGAGCGAGUAAAAAACUUGUUACUCUCGGCCCCCACUGAUCCAUGUGCAUUAUUGCUGGCUGAUCUUUACUUUACUCGACUAGUUUUCUGCGGCUGCCAAGAGCAACUUUCUCAUGACCUCCAGAUGGAGUUAUUUUCCAAGUUACAAUUUAAUUUAUCAAGCAGCUUAUCCAAGGUUCGUCUGCUGACUAUACGGAUUUUAAAUCAUUUUUCUGAUCAGCCGCCUGCAAGUCCAGAGGAACCUAUAGAAGGGGAAACCUUCUCUAUAUUUUCUAUUCUUCUUCAAGCUGACCUUGUACCGGCUACUGUCCAUGGUUAUCGAGAAAAAUUGCUACAUCUUAGAAAGCUUAGAUAUGAUCUUGUACAAGCAGCAACAAAGGAAGAUUUUCAGGAGGUACCAUUGAGAUAUUUACUGGGGAUGCUUUUUGUGAACUUCAGUUCCCUCUGGGACCCAGUGAUUGAGCUUAUUGUUUCUCAUGCAAAUGAGAUGGAAAACAAAACUUUCUGGAAGGUGUUUUAUGAGCAUUUGGAAAAGUCUGCUACCCAUGCAGAAAGAGAACUUCAAGAUAUGCAGAAGAAUAAAUUACAGUGCAGCCAGGCAAAGGAUUUCCCUGCUUUUUAUGCAGGAGACAUUGGCGUUCUAUAUGGUGACAUGCUGAAAAGUAGAAGUAAUGUGAAAGAUAGGACUGAUUACACCAAUUUUCGGUUUCUGCUUUGGAAAGCUAUGUCACACUUCCCUGACAGGGUGGAACCACGGUCACGGGAACUAUCUCCUCUUCUCCUAAGAUUUAUAAGCAAUGAAUACUAUCCAGCAGACUUGUUAGUAGCUCCUUCCCAAGACCUUCGGAAGGUUGAUAAGGUAAAAGAUCGUGAUGGAGACAUUGCUGAAAGUGAAGCCAUGGAAGAAGAAGGUAACGCAGAACCUGAUGAGAUUGACAAUAUAGGACCACAGGCAAAGAAAACCAGAAGAGCUGCCUCAAAGCAGCUUAUUGCUCAUUUAGGAGUUUUCUCAAAGUUUUCUAAUCCGCGUGCAUUGUAUCUGGAACCCAAGUUGAAUGAACUCUAUACUCAGUUGUUAUGUCACCAAGAUGAGAAUGUACAAAGAGUUGCCUUGGAUUGUGUGCUGAGCUACAAACACCCUCAUAUUCUACCCUACAAGGAAAACUUGCAAAGGUUACUGGAUGAUAAAAAAUUUAAGGAGGAAAUUGUCCAUUUCAGCAUUUCAGAGGAGAGCUCUAUUGUUAAGCCUAUACAUCGAGCAGAUCUUAUUCCUCUGCUCAUGAGAAUAUUAUUUGGACGCAUGAGAAGCAAAACAGGCAGCAAAACACAGGGGAAGUCAUCUGCUGGCACGCGAAUGUCAAUUGUCCUCCGUUUCUUAGCUGGUUCUCAGUCUGAAGAGAUGAAGAUCUUCCUAGAUCUUCUGUAUGAGCCAGUGAGACAUCUUAAGGAUGGUAAUUGUCUAGCUCUGGUGCAGCAAUCUGUAGAACAGAUAGAUCUCGCUAAGGUUAUACCUCUUGGACGACAACACAGCUUAUUCAAUAGUUUGGAAUCAGUUCUAAAAAAUUUAGGGCACCUGAUCAGCCCAUACUUACCUGGGAUGCUUCAGAUUUUACUUUGCAUGACAGCCACUGUGUCUCACAUUCUUGAACAGAAGGAUAAGAUACAACUUAGGUUUAUUAAUAUACUUAAAAAUCUGAGGCGCCUGGGAAUGAAACGCAUAGUAGAAUUCUUCACAGAUUUUGACACUUACCCCUACUCUGCUGAGGAGACUGAUGCUGUAUUUUUUGCUGUGAUUUGGCCUCAGAUUCGCAGGCUUGCAUUGGAAAGUCAGCAUUAUCCUUCUUUUGCUCUAAGGCUGAUUCACAUUUGGAGCCAGUCUUCCAGGUUUUUUCCUUUACUUGCUAAGCAAAAGCCUGGACAGCCGGAGUUUGAUGUACUACAGAAUGCAUAUGCUCUGCUAUCUACUAAGAAUUUAUCUGACACAACUGCGGGUGUAAUCAUAGAUUUAACUAGUAAUCUGCUCAACAGCCCAGACUUUGAGGAAACAGAAAGUCUCUCUCCUUUGGUCGUCAAUGACUGUGUUGUCCAAGAAGCCACUGACGUCAAUGAUGAGUGCCCACCCUUUGGUGUGAAACUGGUAUUACCCCAUGUUCCUGUGCUUCUGAACUAUCUCUGUAAGAGCAUGCUAAAUGCAGAAAAAAUUAAAAAGAAGAAAUUUGGUGAACAAGUCAGCAAGGAGCUAAGCAUUCUUUCAAAGAUAAGCAAAUUUAUCAAAGACAAAGAGCAGAGUAACCAACUUAUAGGGCUCCUUAUAUCCUACUUGCAUAAAAGAAACUUGGCUCAGGACACAGAAGUGGACAUCCUGGAGACUGUGCAGAACUUGUUAAGACACUGCUUAAAACCCACCAAUUUCCUAAAGCCGCUAGCCAAACUAUUUGCAGUAGUUCAGAAUAAAUUAUCCCGACAGACCCUUUGUACUACAUUUCAGGUCCUCUCGGAACUUGAUCCUCAGUUAGCGUAUAUCACUGAUGUUGUUGUCAAGUUGAAUGCAUUUGAUCAGAGACAUUUGGAUGAUAUACACUUUGAUGUCAGAUUAACAGCUUUCCAAAAAGCAACUGCCUAUGUCAAAGAGAUGAAGUCCAUAGAUGUGAACUACAUUCUACCAAUUAUGCACAACUGCUUCUACACAAUACAGCUUGGUGAUAUGUCUUUGAGUGACAACGCAGGACUUUUCCUUACCAGUGUUAUGAAGCAGCUGGUAGCAGUAAAGCACAGAGAGGAAGAUUUCCGGGAGAUCAUUCUGCGCAUUUUGCUUGAGAGCUUAAAGACUGGCCUAAAAAGUAAAGUUGAGACUGUUCAACAAGAUUAUACUACAUUGCUGUCAAAUUUGAUCCGAACGUUUCCUGAGCAUCCAGAAUUCUCUGACUUUGUUCAAUUGACAGAUUACAAUGAUCCUGAAAUGGAUUUCUUUGAGAAUAUGAAACAUAUCCAGAUCCACAGGAGAGCACGAGCAUUGAGAAAACUAGCAAAAAAUUUAAGUGAAGGAAAUGUAGUGUUGUCCUCCAAAUCCCUGCAGAGUUACAUAAUGCCGUAUGCAACCAGCACUAUAUUUGAUGAGAAAAUGCAUAAGUAUGAACAUAUGGUCAAUGCUUCAGUGGAAAUGAUAGGCUCUGUGUGUAAACACUUAUCCUGGUCUGCAUACAUGUAUCAGUUAAAACACUUUAUUCAUGUGCUCCAAAUGGGACAGAUCAAUCAAAAACUGGGAGUCAGCUUACUGGUGACUGUGCUUGAUGCUUUUCACUUUGAUUAUGUAACAAUGGAGAAGCAACUUCAAGCAGCUGAGACGGAAGACAGUAAAGCUGGUAUAAAAGAUUCAGAGAACAAUAUGGAGGAUGAGUUAAUGGAGUUAGAGCAUGAAGAGGAGGAAGAGCAGAUGGACACUGAGAGUGGGACUCCCACCAAUAAGGAUAAUGAGGAGACUCCUUGUAAAAAGCAAGGCGACAGUCCCAAAAACAAGCAGAUCUUUAACUCUCUUCCAAAAAACAAAGAACAACUGGCAUCACUUAUCAGUCAUAUUCAAGAGACAGUGACAAAUAACAUAAUACCAAAGCUGCAGAAGUGUGUUGAUGCAAAGGUUAAAAGGGAGGAAGAGCACAAAUUGGUGAAAAGCAAAGUAGUUAAUGAAGAGGAAGUUGUUCGUGUCCCAAUAGCAUUUGCUGUAGUCAAAUUGAUGCAGACACUUCCACAAGAAAUGAUGGAAGCCCACUUACCCAGCAUCCUGUUAAAGGUGUGUGUUCUUCUGCGAAACAGAGCACAGGAAAUUCGUGACAUUGCAAGAAACACUCUGAUCAAGAUCAUAGAAACCCUUGGGCCAUGUUAUCUGCACUAUGUAUUAAAAGAGAUGCAGACAGUCUUAGUUAAAGGAUACCAGGUUCAUGUGUUGACGUUUACAGUAAAUCUUCUGCUAAAAGGCCUUGUUUCCAGGCUAAAGAGUGGAGACUUGGAUGGUUGCAUGGAAUCUCUUAUUCAGAUUUUUAACCAUGAACUGUUUGGGGACAUUGCGGAGGAAAAGGAAGUAAAAGGAAUAGUCUCUAAAGUGAUGGAAGCCCGAAGCAGCAAGAGCUAUGACUCGUAUGAACUUCUUGCACAGUUUAUUGGAAAAGAGCAUGUUAUAAAAUUGAUCCUUCCCUUAAAAGAGGUUUUAGAGAAGACCACAAGCUUAAAACUGGCUCGUAAAGUGCAUGAAGCUUUCCGCAGAAUUGUUUUUGGCCUAAUAGCCAAUAAAGACAUGACUGCACAGUCUAUCCUUCUGCUUAGUUAUGGUCUCAUAAGUGAAAACCUUCCUUUAUUGACUGAUAAAGAAAAGAAUAAAAACUCAGAAAUGCCUCCACCAGAUCCUCGCCUUCAACCAAAGAGCUGUUUUUUAAUUCAGCCGCCGCCUCCACGUGGUGGUGUAAAAGCUGCUGUUAGCACCAAAACUAACAUGCAUAUUCUUGUAGACACUGGACUAAAGCUUCUGCACAUGAGCUUGAGAAAAUCCAAAGUUAACUCUUCUGAAGAGCAUGCAUUGGAAAUGCUGGAUCCCUUUGUUGAGAUCCUGAUAGGAUGCCUGCAAUCCAAGCAUGUGCAAGUUAUCACUGGUGCUUUGCAGUCUCUUAUAUGCAUGCUGAAGUUUCCUUUACCAUCUAUCGAGAAGAACACAGAAGACCUGAUUAAACAACUUUUCCUUUUGCUGAAAGAUUAUGCUAAAGCAGGAGUAGCCAGAGGGCAGAAUUUCCACUUGGUAGUCAGUUGUUUUAAGGGUGUUACCAUACUGGUACGACAUAUGAAGGGAACCAUCACUGAGAAGCAGCUACAGGUGUUACUUGGAUAUGCAGAGGAGGAUCUUUAUGAUUCAUCACGUCAGGCCACUGCUUUUGGAUUGUUGAAAGCAAUAGUUUCCAGAAAACUUAUUGUUCCUGAGAUGGAUGAUGUCAUGCAGAAAGUAGCAAAGUUAGCAGUCACUUCCCAGAGUGAUCCGGUCAGAGUCCAGUGUCGUCAGAUAUACCUAAAGUAUUUGCUGGACUAUCCACUCGGAGAAAAGCUCAAACUUAACUUGGAAUUUAUAAUCGCACAAUUAAGUUAUGAAUAUGAAACUGGGCGGGAAUCUGCCUUGGAAAUGAUUGCAUAUCUGUUCCAGACUUUUCCAAUGGGAAUACUUAAUCAAUACUGUGGGCUUAUAUUUGUGCCCCUUGCUUUGCUGAUGGUGAACGACGAUUCAACAAAGUGUAAGAAAAUGGCAGCCUUGGCAGCAAAAGGCCUUCUAGGAAAAGUCGAUGUCCAGCAGAAGGACUUGAUGUUCUCACUGGUUACACAAUGGUUAAAUAAUGAAAAGUCCUCUCACAAGAGGUUGGGAGCUCUGGCCUGUGGAUUGUUUGUGGAAGUUGAAGGGGUUGAAUUUGAGCGCAGACUUAAACCAGUACUUUCAAAAAUUGAAAGUGAGAUUAACCCUAGUCACUUUGAGGACUUAAAGGAGGAGACCGAAGAAAAGGCAGCAGACAGAUUGCUGUUCAGCUUACUGACUCUGGUUACUAAGCUGAUAAAGGAGAGCAAUAUUUUGCUGCUACCAAAGUACAGAGACAUCACACAUAAAAUAUGUGCUCAUGUUCAGUCCCAUUUAUGGUACCCCCAUAGUUGGGUUUGGCUAACUUCUUCCCAGAUUUUUGGCCAGUUGUUUGCCCUUCAGAAACCAGAAGAACUGGUCAGUAAAUGGAUGACCAGGAAGACAAAGAAGAAAAGCCAAACAGAAACUCCUGAAUUGUUCUUGGAUGAUCAGCUGGAAACAAAGAUGAAAGACCUUGCUCUUGCCUUCUGCCACCAGUUGCAGUCAAAGUUUCUUGACCAGACCCUGGGGGAACAGGUCAUCAAGAACUUGUUGUUUGUCGCAAAAGUGAUUUAUCUCCUCCAUCCUGAAGCAGAGAACACCAAGAACAAUACUGAGGAGCAAGAUGAUGAUGAUGACCCGGCUGAGCAAGAGGAGGCUUCUGAAGAUGAGGAGGGCACUGAAAAAGAGACAGGACAGGAGAAAACUGCCACCUUGAUGUGGCUUAUGAAGAAGCUGUCCGUACUGGCCAAGAGAGAGGCAGCACGAUCGCCAAAGAAUCCAUUAAAAAGAAUAUGUGUAUUUAAAUUCUUGGGAGCAAUAGCAGUAGAUCUUGGAAAAGACCAAGUCAAGACGUUUCUGCCAACUAUCAUUACCCCACUGUUCAGAGAACUCAACAGCACAUAUUCAGACCAAGACCCUACACUGAAAAACCUUUCUCAAGAAAUAAUUGAGCUUCUGAAGAGCUUGGUUGGACUAGAGUGCUUCUCCUUGUCUUUUUCUUAUGUACAGAAACAAGCCAAUCUAAAGAGAGUUAUGAGGAAGAAGCAGAAAGCACUACAGGCGGUAGCAAAUCCUGAAGUGGCAGCAAAGAAGAAGCUAAAAAAACACAAGAACAAAAUUGAAGCUAAGAAGAGGAAAAUAGAAUUUCUGAGACCUGGAUACAAAGCCAAGAAGCCACGCAGUCAUGCUCUCAAAGACUUGGCAAUGGUGGAAUAAUAGUGGCUACAAUACAUAACAAACAUUGUUGUUAAAAGGGGGUUGUCAGAUGAUGAAACAUACUUUCUCAUGAAUGAACACAUCAGUAUCAGUUAUUUAACUACUUAACUACUUGUCUGCAGUUUUUCAACUUUACGUUCUGCUUUACGAACUGCUCUUAUUUAGCCUUACUUCCUGUCUGCUGUAAAAACUUUAAUUACUGCAAUGCAGUAACUUCCUGCAUACACUAUAGCUGGGAAUUCAGCCAACUCUGUCUCCCUCCCACUACACCUUAUUGACUAAAAACCUACCCACAUAAAGGGAGAGUGUGUUGGCUGCAUUCCUAGCUAUAGUGUACACAGGAAGAGGAAUUGCAUUACAGGAUUUACACCAAGCAGAUAUUUGGGCAACAGAGCAGACAGUUUGCAUCUAAAACAGAAGGAACACAUAAAAGACCACAGAAAGGUAGUUAAAUAAACACUUUUUCUUAACCAAUAUAUGUUUGACAGUUGAAAAUAGGUUUCAUCGCUGGACAGUCUCUAUAAAGGGGUACUCUGGCCCUAAGACAUCUUAUCCCCUAUCCAAAGGAUAGGGGAUAAGAUGCCUGAUCAUGGGGGUCCCGCUCAAGAUACUCUGGCCCCGUGAUCGUGACAUCACAUGGGGCGGAGCCGUGAUAUCACAAUACUCUGGCCCCGUGAUCGUGAUUAACCCCUACAGGACCCAUGACGUACCGGUACGUCAUGAGUCCGCUCGCUUUCUAUAACGCGGGGCCACCGCCUGGCCCCCCACAUCAUAGCGGGUCGGGCCAGGCCUCUAACAAUAGCGCCCGGCCUCUAACAAUGUAAUAGCGCGCUAUUAACCCUUUAGACGCGGCGUUCAAAGUUGAACUUCGCGUCUAAAGUUAAAGUAAAUAAUUGCCGGUUAGCUCAGGGAGAUGUUUGGGAUGUCCGCAUCAAAAUCACGGCAUCCCGAACAGCUGUGAUACAGCAGGAGGGUCCCUUACCUUGCAUCCUGGUGUCCGAUCGCCGAAUGACUGUUCAGUGCCUGAGAUCAAGGCAUGAGCAGUCAAGCGGCAGAAUCAUUGAUCACUGGUUUCCUAUGACAAACCAUUGAUCAAUGUAAAAGAUCAGUGUGUGCAGUGUUAUAGUCCCCUAUGGGAGCUAUAACAUUGGGAAAAAAAGUGAAUAAAGAUCAUUUAACACCUUCCCUAAUAAAAGUUUGACUCGCCCCCCUUUUCCCAUUUAAAAAAAAAAGUGUAAAUAAACGUGUUAUCACCGUGUGCAGAAAUGUCUGAAUUAUAGAAAUAUAUUGUUAAUUAACAAUAAGUCCUAUGAAUACAAAAAUGGUAGCGCUAAAAACUUCAGAUCACAGUGCAAAAAAUGAGCCCUCACACCGCCCCAUACGCAGACAAAUAAAAAAGUUAUAGGGGUCAGAAUAUGACAAUUUUAAACCUAUACAUUUUCCUGCAUGUAGUUAUGAUUUUUUUUCAGAAGUACGACAAAAUCAAACCUAUAUAAGUAGGGUAUCAUUUUAAUCUUAUGGACCUACAGAAUAAAGAGAAGGUGUAAUUUUUACCAAAGAAUACACUGCGUAGAAACGGAAGCCCCCAAAAUUUACAAAAUGGUGUUUUGUUUUUUUUAUUUUGUCUCACAAUGAUUUUUUUUUCCAGUUUCGCCGUAGAUUUUUGGGUAAAAUGACUGACGUCAUUACAAAGUAGAAUUGGUGGCGCAAAAAAUAAGCCAACAUAUGGAUUUUUAGGUGCAAAAUUGAAAGAGUUAUGAUUUUUUUUAAAGGUAAGGAGGAAAAAACAAAAAUGCAAAAACUGAAAAACCCCCGGGGAUAAAGGGGUUAAUCAGACCCGGAGUGAUGAUCGCUCCAGAGGCUGAUGAUAGCGGGGUGCUGCAUGAAAGAUUGCAGGGGUCCCCAGCGGCAGGACCUUUGGAUAGGGGAUAAGAUGUCUUAGGGCCGGAGUACCCCUUUAAUGCUGUGGGGGCACAUAUAAGAAUAAAUAAGGACAGUUGUCUUUCUUUUAGAAGAAAACGGAUUUCUAAGGGCAAUACCGUUUGUUUGUCUUAUGAGCUAAAUUCUAUAUGUGGCUCCAGGUGUUUUUUGCUGCCAUGUAAAAUAGAUGUGAAGUACAGUUUAAUGUACACACUUACGUUUUCUAAUUAAAAACAUUGUAAUUGAAAGUUUGUCAUUAUUAUGCAUUUAAAUAAAGUAGUUCUAUAUUUCUGUCA
Messenger RNA from Hyla sarda, 10659 nucleotides. RefSeq names its product UTP20 small subunit processome component (gene UTP20). Lineage: Eukaryota; Metazoa; Chordata; Amphibia; Anura; Hylidae. The record is from RefSeq and is a predicted model, not a curated record. The transcript has 62 exons. Gene Ontology annotation, cellular component: nucleolus; small-subunit processome; 90S preribosome. The coding region runs from base 128 to 8443 and encodes 2771 amino acids.